Tauraco erythrolophus (red-crested turaco) is the source of this 1773-nucleotide messenger RNA. Lineage: Eukaryota; Metazoa; Chordata; Aves; Musophagiformes; Musophagidae. The record is from RefSeq and is a predicted model, not a curated record.
CCCCUUAGGUGAGUGGAAUCAAGAGUCUCUAUGAGUCUGAACUGGCUGACGCUCGAAGAGUCCUGGAUGAAACCGCCAAAGAGAGGGCUAGAUUACAGAUUGAAAUAGGAAAACUGAGGGCAGAACUCGAGGAGUUCAAUAAAAGCUACAAGAAGAAAGAUGCAGAUUUGUCUGUGGCUCAGGGUCGCAUUAAGGAUCUUGAAGUGCUGUUCCACAGAAGUGAAGCAGAACUCAAUACUGUCCUGAACGAGAAGCGCAGUCUGGAAGCAGAGGUGGCCGACUUGCGUGCCCAGCUUGCUAAGGCUGAAGAUGGUCAUGCUGUGGCUAAGAAGCAGUUGGAGAAGGAGACGCUCAUGCGUGUGGACCUGGAGAAUCGGUGCCAGAGCUUGCAAGAGGAUCUGGAUUUCAGGAAGAAUGUCUUUGAGGAGGAAAUAAAGGAAACAAGAAAACGACAUGAACAUCGUUUAGUUGAGGUGGACACUAGUCGCCAACAGGAGUAUGAAUCCAAAAUGGCUCAGGCCCUGGAAGAUCUGCGAAAUCAACAUGAGGAACAAGUCAAACUGUACAAAAUGGAGCUCGAACAGACCUAUCAAGCCAAGCUGGAGAAUGCCAAACUGUCCUCUGACCAAAACGACAAAGCUGCUGGUGCAGCUCGAGAGGAGCUGAAGGAGGCUCGCAUGAGAAUAGAAGCUCUCAGCUACCAGCUUUCUGGCCUUCAGAAACAGGCUAGUGCAGCAGAAGAUCGCAUUCGUGAGUUGGAAGAAAUGAUGGCUGGUGAGCGAGAAAAGUUCAGGAAGAUGCUAGAUGCAAAGGAGAGGGAAAUGACAGAAAUGAGGGACCAGAUGCAGCAGCAGCUUACGGAGUACCAGGAACUGCUCGAUGUUAAAUUAGCACUGGACAUGGAGAUCAGUGCUUACCGAAAACUCCUGGAAGGAGAAGAGGAAAGGUUGAAGCUCUCUCCAAGUCCCUCCUCCCGCGUUACAGUCUCUCGGGCUACCUCCAGCAGCAGCAGCAGCAGCACUUCACUCAUUCGCUCUUCCCGAGGCAAGAGAAAACGGAUCGAAGCGGAGGAGCUUUCAGGCAGCGGAACAAGUGGAAUUGGCACUGGAAGUAUUAGUGGCAGCAGUAGUAGCAGUAGCUUCCAAAUGUCCCAGCAAGCUUCGGCUACAGGAAGUAUCAGCAUAGAGGAGAUAGACCUGGAGGGCAAAUACGUUCAACUGAAGAACAACUCGGAGAAGGAUCAGUCUUUGGGUAACUGGAGACUGAAAAGACAAAUUGGAGAUGGAGAAGAAAUUGCUUACAAAUUUACUCCGAAGUAUGUCCUCAGAGCUGGGCAGACCGUAACAAUUUGGGGUGCAGAUGCAGGCAUAUCUCAUAGCCCCCCUUCUGUUCUCGUGUGGAAGAAUCAAGGCAGCUGGGGCACCGGAGGAAAUAUCCGCACAUACCUUGUGAACUCCGAAGGAGAGGAAGUUGCAGUGAGAAGCGUUACUAAAUCAGUAGUCGUGCGAGAGAACGAAGAGGAAGAGGAUGAAGCAGAAUUUGGAGAGGAAGACCUUUUCAACCAACAGGGGGAUCCCAGAACAACUUCUAGAGGAUGCUCAGUGAUGUGAAGAAAGAAAAAAGAAACUAUUACUUGCUAUUUUUUUCAUUUAUUUCCUUUUAUUUUUGCUAAUUUUUUCCCUCCAGAGCCACUGAAAACUAUUUUUAUAUGCAUCAUCUGAUUUCUUUGAAGUUUACUCCUUGGUACAUUUUUAUAAAAAAAUUCAAAAAAAA